AUGGCACCUAAAGAUAUAGAAUAUAUAGAAAUAGCUCAUCGAAGAGCUGCAGAAAAGAAAACUCAUGUUAGUUUCCCGCAAUUAAAAUAUCCUUCACUCAGAGAUGAAGGGUUAAGACAUCCUGUGCAAUGGUUGGAAGGAAAGGCUAUGGACGACGGAGCGGAAGGCUUAUGGAGAGUAUAUGAUGGAUUAUACGAUCUCACCGAAUUUUUGAAUAAACAUCCUGGUGGCGCAGAGUGGUUGGAGUUAUCCAAGGGCACAGACAUUACUGAAGCGUUUGAGACUCAUCAUCUAACAUCUGUUGCCGUAAAAAUUUUGGAAAAGUACUAUGUCCGAGAUGCUAAAACACCAAGGAACUCUCCCUUUACAUUCGAAGAAGAUGGUUUUUACAAAACUUUAAAGCGAGAAGUAUUAGAAGUGCUUAAGACGAUUCCAGCGCAUGAAUCAAAAAGAACUGAUUUCAUUAUUGACAGUUUAUUUGUGAUUACUCUCGUAACAUCCGUUUUAUCAUUAAUAUUUACAAAUUACUGGUUUGUGAUGGCAUCAUAUCUUAUAGCGUCUGUAUGUUUAGCAUGGACCGCGGUUGCUUCACAUAAUUACCUUCACAGGAGAACGAACUGGAGAAUGUAUCUAUUCAAUUUAACCCUAUGGUCUUACAGGGACUUUCGGGUUUCUCAUGCACUUUCGCAUCAUCUCUAUCCUAAUACUCUUAUGGAUUUAGAAGUUAGUGGACUUGAACCUUUUGUAUUAUGGAACCCAAGGAAGAAACCUUCAUAUGCUAAACUUGCACUUCUCAUUGAACUUGCACUUUUCCCCUUUUUAUUUAUACUAGCUUUCUUAAAGAGAUUUUCUUUGAACUUUACAUCUAAAGGAUUUUUCAAAAAUCACUACAAAUGGCACGAUGGUAUCGGAUUACUUCUACCGUUGUGGAUGUACAUUGCCAGUGGUGCUCCUCUGUUUGAGGUGUUAAAAAUGUGGCUCUGGAUUGACUGCACUGCUAGCUUAACUUUCUACAGUAUUGGGUCUAAUGCAGCUCACCAUCAUCCUCAAAUAUUUAAAGAUGGCGACCAAGUCAAGAGCAGUACUGUGGACUGGGGCAUGCACGAGCUCGAAGCUGUGAUGGAUCGUACCGAUAUUAAUGGGAACUUCUUUAAAGUAAUGACGUUCUUCGGCGACCACGCAUUGCACCAUCUCUUCCCCACUGUAGACCAUGCCAUGCUGAGUCAUUUGUAUCCCGUGUUUUUAAAGAACUGUGAAAAAUUCAAAGCUAACUUCAGAAUGACAUCUUCUAUAGAUCUUUUCAUCGGUCAACUAAAAGCAUCUGUGAAAGUUGACCCCAAUUUGUUGGAGGAACAAAACUGA
This is a messenger RNA of Arctia plantaginis, 1362 nucleotides long. The record is from the annotation of a GenBank genome assembly. NCBI's taxonomy places the organism in Eukaryota, Metazoa, Arthropoda, Insecta, Lepidoptera, Erebidae.